CACACAUGUGGUUACUAGGGUGACCAACUCGCGGUUUUAGCAGUGGAAGCCUUUUAUCCCAGUCCCCUAAGUCCCUGGCCAACCAGGAUGGUUGUUAAGUUCUGGUCAACCCGACUGUUACCCCCUGUUCUGCCUUAGUGACUGUUCGCACCACCCAGGUAGAUGCAGAUAGCAAAGGAAACCCAGUCCUCAGGGUCACGCCAGGGCCACCAAAACGGGUUGGGGUUGGAGCUCUGGACUUGGGGGACAGGUAUGCUUAGAGUGUCUAGUCUAGGGUGAAAGAAGAAAGGUCACUGACAGAAAGGGAAAUGGGGAGCAGCUUGGGAGAGGAGGCAAAGACAGUCCAGUUUGUGUCAGAAGGAACCUCAGAUUGACCCCAGAGCUUCUGCAGAGGCUUCCUCUGUCCUCAAGCGCUGGGGAAGAGGGUUCCUAACUUCCUCUGUUACAUAUUUCCCGACUAACACAUCCUCUGCGGUCAGCAAGCCCUUCCUCAACUCUGUGGAGGAACCUGCUUGCUGUGGUUUCAGUCCAUUUCUUUUCAUCAUAUGCUCCGCCUGACAGCUACUGGGUGAACUCUGCUCUGGCUUUUCUCAAAGCAGACAAAGUGGGGGCACCGCAAAGCGCAGGCAUGAAGCACCAUCUCCCUCACUCCCUCAUGCCUGCCCCUAUGCUCAGCCUCUACUUCUGUAUGGUGGGACCGGACAGUUGGCUGUGGGGAGCUGACAGCAUCCAGACCUGGGUCCAGACCCCUGCCACUGAGACCGAUCUGGGGAUAGGCUACACCACUCUGCCCUGACCCUGGGAUUGGCACCAGCUUCCAACCAGUACCCAGCAAAGCCAAUCCUUGCAAUGGCCACGAACACUACCUCUUCUGCAGCACCCUCCUCGCUAGGUGUCAUGGCUAUCACCCUGCUGUCAGUGGCUCUGGCUGUGGGGCUCCCUGGCAACAGUUUUGUGGUGUGGAGCAUCCUGGUAAAGAUGGGAAAGCGCUCUGUCACUGCCCUGCUGGUGCUGAACUUAGCCCUGGCAGACCUGGCCGUCUUGCUCACUGCCCCCUUUUUCCUCCACUCCGUGGCCCGAGGCACCUGGAUUUUUGGCGUGACUGGCUGCCGCUUGUUCCACUACGUCUGCGGAGUCAGCAUGUAUGCCAGCGUCCUGCUGAUCACGGCCAUGAGUCUGGACCGCUCGCUGGCGGUGGCCCGCCCCUUUGUGUCCCAGAAGCUGCGCACCAAGGCGGUGGCCAGGUGGUUGCUGGCAAUCAUCUGGGCGGCGUCAGUCCUGCUGGCCACGCCCGUUAUCGUCUACCGCACCGUGGUGCCGCACCCGAACAACAGGAGCCUGGUCUGCUUCCCCAAGUACGACACGGAAAGACACAGGGCCUUCCACCUGCUCUUCGAGGCCCUCACCGGCUUCCUGCUGCCUUUCCUGGCCGUGGUGGCCAGCUACUCCGACAUCGGGCGCAGGCUGAGGGCCCGGCGCUUCCGCCGCAGCCGCCGCACCGGCCGCCUGGUGGCGCUCAUCAUCCUGACCUUCGCGGCUUUCUGGCUGCCCUACCACGUGGUGAACCUGGCCGAGGCCGGCCGCGCGCUGGCGGGCGAGGCCGCGGGGCAGGGGCCGGUGGGGCAGCGGCUGCGCCUGGCCCGCAGCGUGCUGAUCGCGCUGGCCUUCCUGAGCAGCAGCGUGAACCCCGUGCUGUACGCGUGCGCCGGAGGCAGCCUGCUGCGCCUGGCCGGCGUGGGCUUCGUCGCCAAGCUGUUGGAAGGCACCGGCUCCGAGACGUCCAGUACCCGACGCGGGGGCACCCUGGGCCAGACGGCGAGGGGCGCCCCCGCCCCCAAUGAGCCUGGCCCAGCCGAGAGCCUCACUGCCUCCACCAACCCUCUCGAGUGAAGCAGGCCCGGGGGAGGGGUGGUGCUGGAAGGACACUGGCUUUCCUCCUGGCGGAACGCCCCCACGCUGGCCUGACCCAAUUCUGCACCCCGAGGAGAAGGCCUGUGGGCGUGGAGCGGAAGAAGAGGGAGGGGAGGGGCAAGUAAGGGCAGAGUCAGCUCCUGGGCAGCUUUGCAAUUAAAAACGGAGUCUGAAA
This is a messenger RNA of Eptesicus fuscus (big brown bat), 2086 nucleotides long. RefSeq names its product leukotriene B4 receptor (gene LTB4R). The record is from RefSeq and is a predicted model, not a curated record. Gene Ontology annotation, cellular component: plasma membrane. The coding region runs from base 850 to 1890 and encodes 346 amino acids. The transcript is spliced from 4 exons. Lineage: Eukaryota; Metazoa; Chordata; Mammalia; Chiroptera; Vespertilionidae. Gene Ontology annotation, molecular function: leukotriene receptor activity; complement receptor activity. Gene Ontology annotation, biological process: phospholipase C-activating G protein-coupled receptor signaling pathway; complement receptor mediated signaling pathway; positive regulation of cytosolic calcium ion concentration.